Messenger RNA from Octopus sinensis (East Asian common octopus), 1012 nucleotides. RefSeq lists its product as uncharacterized. The transcript has 4 exons. Gene Ontology annotation, molecular function: protein binding. Lineage: Eukaryota; Metazoa; Mollusca; Cephalopoda; Octopoda; Octopodidae. Bases 35 to 1012 code for a protein of 325 amino acids. The record is from RefSeq and is a predicted model, not a curated record.
UAAAAUUUGCUUUGAUACUGAAACCAAUGAAAACAUGUUCAUUAAUGAAGAACUUUGUUAUCUUCUGCAGGUUUUUCCGAACACUCCGGCUGCUGGGUAUCUUCAACGUGGUGACAUACUUCUAAGUUUGAACGGCAAAGACGCCGGUGGAUUAACACACAAACAGGCCCAGGACGUCUUUCAGUUUGCAGGGGGACAGAUUCCAUUAAUAAUCAGAAGACCGAAUAUCGAAAGCAGGAACCCCCCUCCAGCGAAACCACAACAACAACAGCAGUUUUACCCUCAACAAGUGCAGCCUCAACAGCCGAAACCUCAAGCGAGCAGUACUGUAAUAAAAACAAGAAACCAGCCGAAAAAGCCCAGUACAACCAUGCCGCCCACACAGAAAUCAUCAACCACUCCUCUCCGUAAGACCAAAAUAGAAUCGAGUAAAUCUUCCAAAGGUAAAGGCAAAAAACAUUUCGGAGGAGGUGGUUUUAGUUUUGGCGUUGACUAUAGCAAAGUUGAAGUGCAAGACGACUAUGUCCCUGGGCCUAUUUACACCGAAGAAGAACAGGCAGAUGAACUUGAUCAGACAUAUCGUACAGUUCCAUUAGAUCUUGAAGGACCGACUAAAAUGGCACAUCCACACGUACCAAAGGGUGGGAUGAAAUAUGGCGGUGGUGGACCUAGCUAUGGUGUCAGUUAUACACCACCAGCUGGCGUGCAAAGACAGAGCAGCAAACCAUGGGAAGAUAACGAGAUGCUUCAUAAAGUCCAGGACACUCUGGCGCACAGAUCGCAAUACCAAGUGAGCAGCUACAAUGGUGGACCCCCCGUUCACUAUCAACAUGUGGCUCCACCGGCUUACGUACCAGGCCCUCCUCCACCCAGUGAUUCGUCCUACAUCGAUCCUUUCCCUUCCUUCGUUCCACCGAAACCUGAAGAGGAAGAUGAUGAGUACGAGUUUUUGCCCGUCAGUCAGAGGAGGAACCAGUUUAGCAAACAGGACUUUGUCCCUGGUAAGUUGUGA